Entrophospora candida is the source of this 1089-nucleotide messenger RNA. The record is from the annotation of a GenBank genome assembly. NCBI's taxonomy places the organism in Eukaryota, Fungi, Glomeromycota, Glomeromycetes, Entrophosporales, Entrophosporaceae.
AUGUGUUCAAGUAACCUUCUUCCUCGUUUGAAACGCGAAUUGGAAAUAUUGGAGCGUGAUCCACCUCCAGGCAUUAUAUGUUAUCCUGUUGAUGAUAGUUUAAUGCAUUUCUGUGCACGAAUAAAAGGCCCAAAGGAUACACCAUAUGAAGAAGGUAUAUUCAAAGUAGACGUUGUUAUUCCUCCAAGAUAUCCUUUAGAACCACCCAGAAUGCAAUUCUUGACACCAAUUUAUCAUCCAAAUAUUGAUGAUGUUGGUAGAAUUUGUCUUGAUAUUUUAACAAUGCCUCCUAAAGGGUCAUGGAAACCUUCAUUAAACAUUUCUACUACACUAACAUCUUUAAGCAUCUUGAUGGCUGAUCCGAAUCCUGAUGACCCACUUAUAGCAGAAAUUGCUCGUGAAUUUAUGGAAGAUCGGCCUUUAUUUAACAAGAAGGCAAGGCAAGAAACUUCAAGACAUGCUAUUGAAGAUAAUAAUAGCAAUUUAUCAUUAUCAUCGCCAACAACAAUAGCAAUAAAUGAGAAGAAUAGUAAUAAAUCAUUGACUGAAGAUAAUAAAUCAAUAUCAAAUAUUCAGAACAAUGAUUUAACGAUAAAUGAUGAUGACAAUACUGAUAAGUUAAUAAUAAACGAUCAUAUUGAUAAUAAACUAACAACAACAUUAGAGAACAUAGAUAACGAAUCUUCUUCAUCGAACAUUGAAAAUGUAUUAUCAAAUGAUGAAGUUCAAUUGGAAAUUUCUUGUAAUAACAAACAAAUUGAAGAAAAAUCUAGCUUUACCAUAAAUCCCGAGACAAAUGAAGAUAUAAAAACAACAACAAACAAUGAAUUGUUAUCAAUCAUACCAUCAAAACGCCCCAAAAAGAAAAACCUAUCACUUAGCAGAACAAAAGUUGGAAAAAGAACUCCUUUAGGUGAUAUUAGCAAUCAGACAACAAAAAAUUCAACAACAUGCGAAUCAGCCCCAAUCAAUUCUAAUAUUAUAGUGACUAAUGUUGAAAGUAGCAGUGAUCAUGAUAUUGAUAACAAUGAUAGUGUUAAUAAUAGAAGAUCUGUUGAUGACGUUGUCAAAACUCCUUUAGUGAUGUAA